Seminavis robusta is the source of this 2511-nucleotide messenger RNA. The record is from the annotation of a GenBank genome assembly. NCBI's taxonomy places the organism in Eukaryota, Bacillariophyta, Bacillariophyceae, Naviculales, Naviculaceae.
AACCCCAAUCCAGGUCAAUACCGGUAAGCUGUUCGGGCAUAGGACCGCCCAUGCCAAUGCCAAAAGUCGUAGCCUUGAAGAGACUUUUCCGUUCCUGAGGAUUGGUUGCUGUGCCCUCUGGAACAGACGCUUCUGAUGCUGCUGAUGAUGAUGAUGAUAAGCCUUCCUGCAUCAAUUCUUCCGUCAAUUCUUCCAAAAUUGCGGAAAAGGCUUGUCGAAUUUGCCCUUUGGAACCUCCUCCAAAGAUAUUUCCCAAGGCGCAUUGUUGUUGUGGUCUUCUUUUUGCACGACAAAUUCUGCCAUUUCCAACCGGUCUCGUACUUGGUCGUACCAGUCUUGCAAUUCUUCCUUUGGGAGUUCACAAAGAUUCUCGCCGCCAAAGAAGAACGUCAUGUGCAGGGAUGCUCUGGACCGGGCUUUGAAACUCAAUGGUCUCUUCUUUCGUUGCUUCUUUUCGGGCCCAGGCGAUUGGCCUGCUGCUGCUUUGGAUUCUUGCUUUUCCUCGGCUGAUGGAUCUUCCUUGAUUUUUGGUUCCACUUUUUCUUUACUAGUAGCUGUUUCGAAUGCUGCUGCUUCAGACUUGUUUUCUUCGUCGCUUUCAUCCGUCUGAUUUUGCAAGUCUUGUACUUUUUUCUGAAUCCGUGUGGCAACGUCGAAAAGGCGGUCCAUGGUGGCAUCGUCGAGAAGCACCUUCAAGUACGAGUUGAAUCCAGGUCUGUUGGGUUUGCGCUUGGGUUUCGUGUCGCCUUUGACGGGAACGUUCUUCUUUGGUUGGCCCUCGUGGCUUGCAUCAGCAUUGGCCCUUCCACCACGAGCACGUCGCCGUUGCUGUCGCGAGGACUUUUCGCGAGGAGGAAGUGGUUCCCAAUUCAUGGUGGUCAGUGUGCUGGUCAUGGUGGUAACUGACGGUGAGUGAUGGAAACUGCUGGGAGUGACAGCCGGUGUGACAACAAACGAUCUCGUAUUGCGGAUGAUUGGCAACUGAGAGAAAGCUCCAAUCAAGCCAACGUGAAACAGCAGAGGAAGAGUUGUCAAGCCAAGUCUUGUAGGUGUUCGAUGCAAUGAUGCUACCAGGAGUAGUGUCGAGCGAGGGAAUGACAUCUGUCUACUAGUAGCUUGCUACUCCAGAAGUAGAGGCGACGUUGAUGUCAGCUCCGACAGUUGUGUUCUGGUCCAAGACAUCGAAUCGAUGUUUGAAAGAUCCAAAAAAUCGUGUCUGACGAAAAUCUUCGAUCACGCUCCUGGCCAACUUCCACCGAGUGGGCCGAUUUCGAAUUUGGACGGUGGCUCAUUUUUUCUUCUCAAAGCGGUGCUCGGUGUGUGGUGGUCUCAUCGUCUCAUCGUCUCAUCGUCACCAAAGAACUCAAAGCUUACUGUACCAAGACAAUGACAUUGUUAAGAGAACCUGAGUAUGAUCAUCUUGAACAUGUGGAGCUAGUGCCUACCAGCCGAAAUAACAUUCAAAAGUCAACCAACAUCCACAAGAGACUUCCCAAACCAACCCAAUUUCAGCUUUGCUGCGUGGCAACAAUCAUCUUUGCAUUGCUUGCUCCAGUGGGAUGGUUGGUCCUCCUGGAUACUAUUGUAAGUAGUAGUGGUAGCAGCAACAAUUCACAAGUAAAGCAAGCGUCCCGCCGAGACAUUGUAGACCGACAGAUUGCCAACUUUCGAAAUGGUUCUGGCAGCAUUGUGCUCAAUUAUCACAUUACACAUCAUGCCGGCACCACCGUAUGCGCUGACUUGGGCCAUACUUUGAAGCACCCGUCCUUUGCCUGCAUGGGACCAAACGAUGACAUUCCGGCCGAAGAAGUAAACAUCUUUCCAAAACAGGGUCCCUGGGGGUACAAUGAGACAGACACAAACAUUAAGAUUAUUCAAAAGAACUUUCAUCUCGUCUCUUGGGAGCUUCGACAUCCUCACGGACCAGAGCAACCUCAGAAUUGGGACACCAAUUGGGAGCACCCAAACUUGGUCUCACUGCUAGUCAUGAGGGAACCCAUCAGCAGGAGUCUCGCUGGUGAUGGUGUAAUGGCGAAGAAAUAUCCUGGAAUCUGGGAACCCAGGAAGUACAAUGCGAGUAUUGAAGAGUACUGGGAGUUUGCGCAUGAGGAAUACCACAACAAUAAUUAUGCAUUGAGGAUCUUGUCGGAUAUAGGCUGCUGCAAUGGAUCAGAUACUAAUAUCAAAUACUUAGAAGAAGCCAAAGAAGUAGUCAAACGGUUUACCUUUGUGGUGGACCAAGACUGUUUGUCAGAGAGUCUGGAGAAAGUGGCCGAGAUACUUGGAAUUGAAAAUGCUCACAACCCCAAAUCCAAACAACUACAUCGUAGCCACAAACCACUGGAAGAGCGGAUUCCAUAUCCUGAAGUUCUGGACUACCUCAAGGACAAGAACAAGCUGGAUAUUGAAUUGUAUGAAUGGUCCAAAGAAAGAAGUGUAGUGAAUUGCAGAGCCCUGGAAGCAGACAGAGCAGCGGCUGCGGCCAAAGCGGAAGAAGAAAAGACACCAUAG